AUGCUGGGCCUGAUCGCCACGGUGGCGGACGCCCACAUCUUCGACUACGCCAAACUGGCGAAUUACACGCGACUGCUGGGCUUCACGCCGAGCGAGGCGAGCAACGAGCUCUGGCUCGGCAUCAUCAAGGACUGCAGCAAGCGAGCGAGCUUCUCCUGCAUACAGAAGAACGCCUACGACUAUCUGGACCGGACGCUCGCCGAUCGCGACAACAUCACCGUGUUUGACAGUCUGACCCUGUACAAGAACGAUCUGAGCUACUGCGAGGAGGAUGCUUGCGAGCCAUCGAGGAACGUGAAGAAGGACAAGGCGGAUGACAGUCCGCAGGACAAUUUGAUCGACGACGACGAGAAGGAGAGCAGCGGUAGAAAGAGCAGAAAGUUGAAGGAUAAAGAGGAUGAGGAGGAUGACGGUGAAUACAAGGCGCCGCUGGAGGAGGUGACUCACGCCUUGAGAAAGAAGACCAUCAAGUUCCUGGCCACGCGCGACUACGACAUACAGCUACCCGGAUUCAUCGCCGACGGGGUGAACAUGAAGAUAAGUCCGCGAGAGAUCGACGCCACCGGGGCGCUGAUAAGGAUCGACUUCGGCGGCAGAGCACUGGAGCCAAAGGAGGAGCAGUCGUCGGGACGCAUAUUCAUACUGAAAAAAAUCAAAAAACAAAUCCAGAACAAGAUCUUCGGGGCGAUCCUCCUGCUGAUCCUCCUCAUCAAGAUCAUCAAGCUCAAGUUCAUGUUCGUGAUUCCGUUCCUAUUCGGCGUGGGCACCGCCAAGAAGCUCUUCCUCAAGCUGCUGCUGUUCUUCGUGCCGGCCUUCGCGCACGUGUUCAAGCUCUGCUCGAGCUACUACUCCACCGUCAAGCAUCAUCAUCACCAUCAUAACAAGGUCGCUCACCAUCAUCACCACUUGCCGGUCCCGGUGCCGGUCUACCACAAGCCCGCGCAGGUCUACUACGAUCAUCCGCCCGUGGCGCCGCACGACGACGGCGGCCCCAUCAUCCUCGACGAGAACUUCCAGGGCUACGACUACGCCCAUCCGCACAUACAGUAUCGCAAGGACAUGGAGGAGCUCAAGGAGUGGGGCAUCGAGACGGGCUACGAGGAGGGCCAGGACGACGACGACGCGCAGCCCGAGGAGGCCGCGGGCGUCGUCUAUCACGGACCACCGCCGCCCGGAACGAAAAUGGGUAGUGGCUCGAAGGUGCCGCCGCUGCCGCCGUUCGUCAUGCCACCCGCGAUGUUCGGAAGGCCGUUCCCCGACAAGAUCUCCAACAGUCUGGCCUACGGGGCUCACGCGCCCAACAACAGACUGCCGCCCGGUGUGUUGCCGGCACCGUCUGGGCCAGUGGUCGCGGCAGGAGGAGUGCCCGCGAUCUUCGCGACGCCUUACCAGCUGACACCUGCGAAACCAGUGCAGAAGCAGCAGCAACAGCAGCAACAGCAACAACCGCAACAAUUAAAGAAUCAACAUCAGCAGCAUCAGCAGCAUCAGUCAAAGAUCGACCAGCAAGUGCAACCUACUGUUAUAGGCUCCGGAGCCGUGGCGAUGCCGAUGACGCGCACGAAGCAGUACGACGACAAGUUCUUCGGGCCGAUCGUCGAGCGCCUCGACGAGAUCUUCGCCCAGCUGCGAUUCACCGAGGAGCAGUGCCGCGAGAGACUAGUCUGCAGCAUGUACAAGAAUCCGGCCCAGUACACGCCGCACAGCAACCUCGUGUCCAACGAGCUAUCCAGAGAUGUGCAAGAAUUGCAGCAGGGAAAUUCGCGCUCGGAAUCGAGUCGGCGCUUCUAUCGAUACUUCAACGCGGCGCGAUUGGGUCAAGAUAGAGGCGACUGCCUGAGGACGUAUCACUGCGCCAUCAAGACGGAAUGA
Messenger RNA from Trichogramma pretiosum, 1872 nucleotides. RefSeq lists its product as uncharacterized. The transcript is spliced from 6 exons. The record is from RefSeq and is a predicted model, not a curated record. NCBI's taxonomy places the organism in Eukaryota, Metazoa, Arthropoda, Insecta, Hymenoptera, Trichogrammatidae. The coding region runs from base 1 to 1872 and encodes 623 amino acids.